AUGUCUGUAGAGGAGAAAGAGAGGUUCUUAAAAGUUUUACGAAAACUCAAAGUCCCUGAUGGCUAUGGAUCUAACCUUUCUAGAUGCGUGAACAUGAAGCAAAGAAGGUUGAUAAACCUUAAGAGCCAUGACAACCAUGUUUUGAUGCAAGAUAUCCUUCCCGCCGCAUUAAGAGCUUCUAAUGCAACAAAAGUAAUUGAUUUGCUUGCAAAAUUGUCUUACUUUUUCAAGCAAUUAUGCUCCACUACUAUUGAUCCUGAUGAUCUAGAUGCUCUUUUAGAAGGAAUUGUAUUAACCCCUUGUGAGUUGGAAAUGGAGUUUUUGCCUUCGUUUUUCACAAUCAUGGUUCAUUUGCUAAUUCACUUAGUGGAGGAGGUUAAACUCGGUGGGCCAGUACAGUACAGAUGGAUGUAUCCCAUUGAGAGGUACUUGGCCCAUCUAAAGUUAAAUGUAGCUAAUAAAGCCCAACCUGAAGGGUCAAUUGCAGAAGGCUACCUUUUAGAGGAGACCAUUAGGUUUUGUUCAAGAUAUCUUGAAGGUGUUAAGACCGUCUUUAACAAACCUAAACGAAUUGAUGAUGAUUGUCCCAAUUCUGGAAAAUACUUGUGUAAUUCUGGCGGUCGAGUAAUAGGGAAAGAAGUCAAUUUCCGUCUAGAUGGCAAAAGCUUAAAACAAGCUCAUCGCUAUGUUUUACUGCAUCAUUCUGAUGAAAUUCAAGAUCUUCUCGAUUAAG
Chenopodium quinoa (quinoa) is the source of this 733-nucleotide messenger RNA. RefSeq lists its product as uncharacterized. The record is from RefSeq and is a predicted model, not a curated record. Bases 1 to 732 code for a protein of 243 amino acids. The transcript is spliced from 2 exons. Lineage: Eukaryota; Viridiplantae; Streptophyta; Magnoliopsida; Caryophyllales; Amaranthaceae.